Molecule: messenger RNA, 1969 nt
Organism: Glossina fuscipes
Lineage: Eukaryota; Metazoa; Arthropoda; Insecta; Diptera; Glossinidae
Product: replication termination factor 2
Exons: 2
Coding region: 937-1872 (311 amino acids)
Biological process (GO): site-specific DNA replication termination at RTS1 barrier; mitotic DNA replication termination
Cellular component (GO): nucleus
Source: RefSeq, a predicted model, not a curated record
AAUAUAAAACAGCUUUGUAAUUGUGCACAUAUGUUAUAUAUUCGAAUUAGACAUGGAUCGAUUAUAAACACCUCUAGAAUUUCAGAACAAAAAAAAGGUGAACAUUAUUUUAAUAUUAAACAUAUCGAAAAGCCUGUAAAAUGACUUAUAAAAAAAGGAAAUAGAAAUUUCACACUCGUAUAAACAAAAAAAGACACACGCGCCAAAUUAAAUAAAAAUAACAACUAAAUAAAGUGAUCAAAUAAGAUCUCAUUAAAUUGAUUGUGUAACGAGGCGUGUGGGAUGUUGAGUGUGCUUGAAACCACGUCGUCCAAGUGCCAACUGCAUGCUAUAAAAAAUAGGUGAUCAUGAUGUUGUAGCGUUUUUCAUUCAGAGUAACUAUCUGAUCUUUUCGAUUUUUGUCAACACUUUGGAUCACAUCAUCGAUGGUUUCAGCGAUAAGCUUAUGUUUUUAACAUUGCAAAGGCUACGAAUGAACACGAAUUUUUCAGUUAUAUCAUGAAUAGUAGGCACAACAGUUCGAUUAUGUUGACAAUAAAUUUCAUGUAGUGCACGAAACGUAGUCAAAAUUAAUUCGUUAAUUUUGCAAUGAAUUUUAAGUGCUUAUACUUUGUGCAAUUGUGUAUAUUUCUAAGCUGUUUUGACAAAAACAAUACUGAAUACAAAUAUCAAUUUUCGAUGCGUAUCUGUAAGAGACGAACAAUAUGAUAAUUAAAACAUGUACAGCUUCAACCCUUUGCUAAGACGAAAGGCCUUUAUUCUUUUUUUUUAUAUCAUGCAAACAAAACUUAGUUGCUAGAACAUGAAAAAGCCAGCUGUAUUGUCUGGUCAAACGAUUUAGAAACGAAAUAAGAACAUUUCUGACAAAAAAGGCUAUAAAUUCGACGAAAACAAUAAUUAAUUACAAUUUGAUACUAAGAGCUUUUUCUAAUAGACAUGGGAUGUGAUGGAGGCACAAUACCAAGACGGGAUGAACUAGUACGUGUUAAAAAGAAACCAGAACAGAAAGAUAAAGAUGCUGAACGUGAAUUUCGAUGGCUACAUUGUGCUCUCACGCAACAGCGUUUGCAAGAGCCCAUUGUUAUGUGUGGUUUGGGCCGUUUAUAUUCAAAGCAAAAUGUUAUAGAGCAAUUACUAGAAAAAGACAAAAUGCCCGACACCAUUAAACACAUUAAAAGUAUGAAGGAUAUUAAACAAUUAAAGUUGACGCCCAAUCCAGCGUUUACAGAAGCUGAUAAAACGGAGGUACGGCAUGCACCGUAUAUCUGUAAACUUAUUGGCUUGGAAAUGUCAGGGAAGUUCCGUUUUAUAGCAUUAUGGAGCUGUGGUUGUGUUGUGUCUGAAAGAGCUAUAAAAGAAAUUAAAGGUUGUUCAAAAGGUGUCGGCAGUCUAUGUCCGCUUUGCCAACAACCUUUUAAUGUUGAGGAUGUAAUUGUACUCAAUCCCGUGGACGAAGAUUUGGAAAUGAUGCAUUUGAAAAUGGAAAUGCGCAAUACGAAGCGGAAGGCAAAUAAAAAAUGCAAGAAAGAUAGUUAUCCUAAAACAGAAAGUGUAAUCGAAAAGCCUAGUGAAAAAACAGACAACAAAGAAGAUGAACAAUCUACGGACGAACCAUCGACUAGCAAAGAUUUAACAGCAACUGCCAAAAAAAUGGGUAAUCUUGCCAAGUUAAAAGUUGUGGCUAAUCUUAAACGUUUGGGUUCGGGUUCAGAUGUCUUAGAAGACCCUGAAAUGAAGCGUUUAAAAACUGAAUACAGCGUAGCUAAGGACCCUAAAGCUACUGAUGUGUACAAAUCUCUCUUCACUACUCAUAGCAGUGCUAAAGAUCAAGAACGUGCUCAUUGGAUUACUUACAACCCAUUUUAUAAUUAAUAGUAGAGAUAGACUAGAAGUAUUCGGAACGUUAUAUACAAUCAAUGUGAAAAUAGUUACAAAUUUGUAAAAGUGCAGUGAGUUUAUUAAAUGAUGU